This is a messenger RNA of Bicyclus anynana (squinting bush brown), 2200 nucleotides long. Its product is annotated as esterase E4-like. The record is from RefSeq and is a predicted model, not a curated record. Lineage: Eukaryota; Metazoa; Arthropoda; Insecta; Lepidoptera; Nymphalidae. The transcript has 3 exons. The coding region runs from base 386 to 2152 and encodes 588 amino acids.
UAUUCCAUAUCUAAAUUUACAUAUCUAAAAUUACGUUUCAAAAGUUGUUAGUAGUCUGUUAGCAAGUUUUCUUAAACUAUGUUAGUAAUAUUAGUUAGUAAGUUCUUAUUAAAUAUAGACCCCUGAAAGGGUAAAGGCCUCCUCCAUCUUCUUCCACAACUCCCUGUCUUUGCCAGAUUUCAUCCAUUCGUUUCCGGCUAUCUGAAUGAUAUCAUCAGCCCACCGUCGGAUUGGUCUUCCUACAUUUCUUUUUCCUAAUGGACCUUUCCAUCGUGUUGCUUUACUUAUUUGCUGCAGUGUAUUUCCUGAAACAUUAUUAUAUCAUUGGUUAUUAUAUUAUCAAUUAAAUAUAAACUAGAGCGUUCGAUACAUACGUACCCGAGUGAUGCUUCACAGGUCAAUAUUAUAUCUUUAUCUACUAGAGCAAUACGCACGUUUUUGUGAUAUGUUUUCAAUAGUGUACGUUGUAUUCUCCUGUUUUUGUGCUGUUACUUUAUGUGAAAGUGAUGAAUCGCGACUGGUUCAGUUGGAGCAAGGUCUGGUGCGAGGGUACAAGGACCCCGAGCUAGGAAUAUACAGCUUUUACGGUAUCCCAUAUGCUAAAGCACCGACAGGGACAGAUAGGUUUAAGGCACCUCUACCUGCUCCGGUAUGGUCAGGCACUUUUGAAGCUGUCGACAAUGAAACAGUGUGUCCACAAAGAAAUUUGAUGAACGUACUUCCGCCUUCCUAUAUAGCUAAAGCGGACUGCCUUAUAGCGAACAUCUACGUGCCUGAUACGAACACCACAAACCUUCCAGUACUUAUAAUUAUUCACGGCGGCGCCUACAUAACAGGAUUUGGGAAUAUGUUUACACCGAAGAAAAUUACCGAUACCAAAAAGGUUAUAUCAGUUACUUUUAAUUAUAGACUUGGGCCUUAUGGAUUUCUAUGUUUAGGCACAAAAGAUGCUCCUGGAAAUGCUGGUAUGAAAGACCAAGCUGCAUUGAUACGCUGGGUUAACAAAAAUAUUAUUAAUUUCGGGGGCGAUCCUGACAAUAUUAUCGUAUCGGGCUUUAGUUCUGGUGCAUCUUCAGCAGACUUUUUGAUAUUAUCUAAAAUGACAAGAGGAUAUGUUAAAAAACUUGUACCGGAGAGUGGUAGUGGUAUUUCUCCAUAUAAUAUACAAUUUGAUCCCGUAGAAAAUGCAAAACAGUACGCCAAAUUACUAGGCUUUGAUAAUGUGGAUGAUAUUGAGGCUUUAGAAAACUUCUAUAAAACUAUUCCUUACGAUUUACUAAAUUCGGCAAACGUUAUAGCUAUACCAAAUUCCGAAGCUCUUAUGGCACCGUGUAUAGAACGAGAUGUGGGAGAGGAAAGAUUUCUUGAUGAUAGUCCAACCAAUAUAUUAAAAAGGGGCGAUUUCGAAAAGGUUCCUACUUUGUAUGGGUUUAUCGAUUUGGAUGGAUUGAUUCGAUUCCGUGAGUUUGACAAUUGGAAGAAUAAAAUGAAUAAUAAAUUUUCCGAGUUUUUGCCAGUUGAUUUGAAAUUUGAAAAUGAAAUCGAAAAAGAAAAUGUGGCAGAACGAGUAAGACACUUCUACUUCGGGGACAAGCCUGUGGGUGUAGAGACUGUGUUAGGCUUUGUUUACUAUUUAACUGAUGUUUUAUUCGCAUGGCCAAUUUUGAGAUCGGUUAAAUAUCAAGUUGCAUCUGGACAUGACCAGAUUUACUUGUAUGAGUAUUUAUAUUUUGAAGAUAGUACACCUUUCAUUCAAGGCACCAAUGUGAGAGGUGCAAACCAUUGCGCUCAGACAUUUGCAAUUUUAGAUGGAUACUGGAAUGACACAGUUGUUUAUGAGAAAGAUGUAUCAGAAGAUAUAAAACAACGAAAAGUUUUCAUGAAAAGUAUAUGGUUAAAUUUCAUGUUAACUGGGAAACCAAUACCCGACGAGGGGUCAGACCUGCCGGCAUGGCCACCAGUAGGCUUGGAUUUGACCCCCGCUAUGUCCAUCAAUAGAACUUUAGAAUUAAAAGGACCUCUAAUAAAAGAACGCCGCGAGCUGUGGGAAAAUAUUUACGAAAAACAUUUCCGUCAACCCAUACCGCCGACCUUGCCACCCAAAUACAGGCACCUUAUUGGCGAAAACAAUGAAUUACAUAUUUCAAGCUAAGUUGAGGGAUUAAUAAAAAUACACUAACUUAUCAGUUUUACAAGUUUU